Lepus europaeus (European hare) is the source of this 1176-nucleotide messenger RNA. RefSeq names its product serine/threonine-protein kinase SIK2-like. Gene Ontology annotation, cellular component: cytoplasm. The coding region runs from base 1 to 1176 and encodes 391 amino acids. Gene Ontology annotation, molecular function: protein serine/threonine kinase activity; ATP binding; tau-protein kinase activity. Gene Ontology annotation, biological process: intracellular signal transduction; microtubule cytoskeleton organization; protein phosphorylation. NCBI's taxonomy places the organism in Eukaryota, Metazoa, Chordata, Mammalia, Lagomorpha, Leporidae. The transcript has 4 exons. The record is from RefSeq and is a predicted model, not a curated record.
AUGGAAGGCCUCACUGCCUUUACCAGUGAGGAGGAGGUCCUGGAUGGGUACCAGGUCCUCAGGGUCCUCGGCCAGGGCGGUUUUGGGCUGGUGAAACUGGCCUAUCAUUGGGAAAGCAGGACCCAGGUGGCUGUGAAGGUUGUGGAGAAUGGGGGCCAGCACUCCUGCGGCUUCCAGCAGUUGUGUGCAGAAGCAGAAAUCAUGAGGGGGCUGCACCACCCUCACAUCAUUAAGCUACUGCAGGUCAGGCACACGGCAGAGAGGGGCUACAUCUUCAUGGAGUGUGCGGUCAGGGGGGACCUUAGAGGUUACAUGGUAGAACGAGGCUACCUUCUAGAUGGAGAGAUUCGCCAGCUGUUGACGCAGACCCUAUUAGCUGUGCACUACUGCCAUGCGCAGCACGUUGUGCACAGGGAUUUGAAGUUAGAAAACCUGCUUCUCGACGCCAACCUAAACAUUAAGCUGAGCGACUUUGGUCUCAGCUGCAAACUGGCGGAUGGAGAGCGCCUGAGGAAUCUCUGCGGGACCUUUCCAUACUGUGCACCUGAGGAAUUCUUAGGUGAGGAGUUCUGCGGGUACAAGGCUGACAUCUGGAGCGUGGGUGUGAUCCUGUACGCCAUGGUAGCAGGGGCACUCCCUUUUGUCGGAGAGGAUUUUGUGGAGCUGCAGGCAGCCAUCCUGUGUGGAUACUACAGAAUCCCCCACUAUGGAAACCCAGAGCUGUGUAACCUGGUGGACAGAAGUCCUGGAUGUGAAACUAACCCAGAGUGGACGCUGAAGCUCAUCUUCCAAGCAGUCUUCAAUUUCUGGAGACUGCACGGCUUCCUGCUCAACGCCAGCUGGGCCUUCAUCCUGGAGAGGAGCAACUGGGCGUUGAGGGCAUUGGGGCCUGGCACUGGAAAGCUGCGAUGGGAGGCAGCCCAGGCCCUGGAAGGACACCCCAGCCCCGAGCUCACCACGGCCCCCAGCACUGCACUCUCAGAACACCACAGCCCCCAGCUCACCACGGUCCCCACACUGUGCUCCACCACGGCCCCCAGCUCACCACAGCCCCAGCACUGCACACUCAGGACACCACGGCCCCCGAGCUCACCACGGCCCCCGCACUGUGCUCCACCAUGGCCCCCAGCUCACCACAGCCCCAGCACAGCGCUCUCAGGACACCACAGCCCCUGA